CCACGUGAUGAAGUCGAUAAAAGCUAGUUUAUGUCAGAUUUUCGGAAGAUAGCCGAAAACCUCUGCAAAAUUCCUCCGCGUUUCCUAUAACAAUCGUAGAAGUCACUGCUGUUGGGGAUCGGCUUCUACUGUACAGAGAUUUUAAAUUAAUGAAUAGUGACGACGACGAGGAGUCUGAAGAAUGGUUCGAUGCAGUCGAGGCUCGAACACUGGGAUUUGCUACGAAUCCAGAGGCUCUACCUCGAGGCGAAAAUCAGGUGUUUCCAGACGAGGUAUUGUUCAGAAUCUUCCAUAGCUUGAGUGUGGAAGACCGUUUUGCUGCGGCGAAAAGCUGCAGAUCCUGGCGUAGAGUAGUUGCAGAUGUCGCUCUUUGGCACCAGAAAGAAAUUAUCGUCAUUCACCCGCCCAACGACCCCAAGGCAAUGUUUCAGAGAUAUUUCCGAUUCGCGGACUCUCUCACAUCUGUUCGGAUCAAGUUCAGCAAAGAAACCCCUUCUGAAAUCACUCCAUUGGCCACGUUGUCCUUCCAUAAUAUUUUCUAUGCUUCUUGCGAAGUGAACUUGGGCUCAGAAAUAGCACUCAUUGAAGCCAUUGGAGACAAGUGCCCGAAUCUCAAAGUCAUCAAAUUGCAAUACAUGCAAUUCCUGGACCUCAUGACCCUAGGUUAUCUUUGGAAAUUUGCGGGACUAUCUUCCGUGUCAAUUGUGGAUUCUUUUGUGGAAGAUAGCCCUCAGGUCAUGGACACAAUCAGCUCCCAUUGUCCCGGAUUGCGUCUUCUGGAAGUGCCUUUCAUGACAGACUCAGAGCUGCUGAUGCUGGGACGUAAAGUUGGCAGCACCUUAAAUGCUUUGUACUUCCACGCACAUCGGCUAGAAGGCACAGCAUUGGACAAAAAAUCAGAUUUUGCUAAAAAUUUCGGUCGUUUACAAGCACUGGGCAUCAGCUAUUUGGAAUAUGUCGGAGGACUUUUUCAGAUCAGGCAGCUCAAUUCACUGGUCAUCCUCAAGUUGGUCAGCUUUACGAACGCGUCGGUUUUGAGUGAAAAUCUCAACGAGACGAACUUUCCGCACUUGAUACAUUUGACAGUGUCCAGUUUGCACUUUAACGAUAAUUUCGGCGAAAGGUUGUGGCUUCCAAAUUUAAGACACCUUGGACUGGAGUCAGAAAACGCAGGCUCUCAGUUUUCAGACGCCGGAGUUGCGACAAUCUCGGAGAAAACACAGAAUCUAACUUCUCUAAGGCUGGAAUUUUUCAAAAAUGUAACACGGGAAACGAUCGAAGACAUCGGCAGAAAGAGGAUUUUCCCGAAAUUACAGCGAUUGUUUGUUGUGAGCUGCGUGAAAAUUGGUACGAAAGCAAUGGAAGCUUUGGUCAAGUCGCGGGCGGGUUUGACGGUUGUGAAUGACACUAAUUACGGAAAGGAUGUGUACCAGCACCCUUCGAGGCGAAACGCUCCAAAUCUGUAUUCAGAAAUGCGGCGAGAAACUUAUUCAAAUCCUAGCAUUUUUGCUGUAAAUUUGCUGAAUGAGUCGAAGAAUAAUAAAAUCGCGGCGGAGAUUAAUGCGUCAUCGUACAAUAUGCGUUUUUUUGUGAAGCACUAUGGGGUCAAUGCACGCAGCUCUGUGAAAACUUUGCAUAUGGUUGCUCCGUUGGGUUUAUUGAAAUUACGGCGUUCGACCGUUCGCCGCAAUUGCGGCGAUCCGACGUUCGAAACAAGCUAA
This is a messenger RNA of Notodromas monacha, 1721 nucleotides long. The record is from the annotation of a GenBank genome assembly. NCBI's taxonomy places the organism in Eukaryota, Metazoa, Arthropoda, Ostracoda, Podocopida, Cyprididae.